AUGAUAGGAGUGGAAGAGAUCUUUGAUAAUUUAGCCCUUGCGGUGACUGAUAAUAACAUGCGCUUAGCCCUGGAAAACAGGGAAGGCCACGAGACUGGAAGACGCCAGCUCCGUAUUUACCUGAAGGUGCUGUCUGGUCUGAGAACCACCCAGGCGUACGUGCUGCCUUACAGCCCGUCUCAGGCGCCUCAUUGCCUCAACCCGGGCGGAGAGUACUACGAAGAAAACAUCCACAAGUGUUGUAGCUUAUGUCCUCCAGGUUUUCGCGUCCUUCAGAGUUGCAACAGCAGCGCCAACACGCAAUGCAUCGAAUGCAAGGAAGGGUUAUACACCAAGGCCUGGAGUCGGGCCAGGCUGUGCUUCAGCUGUUCACCACAUUGCAAAGCAGGAUUUGUGGAGGAAAAGAAAUGCACCAGGACACAAAACCGAGCCUGCUGGUGUCCGCCUGAGCACUUCUGUAGCUCCUUCGUGUCUGAGAAAUGCUACAACUGCCAGCCGUACCAGAAGUGCCCGAAGGGCUACGGAGUUGUCCGAGCGGGCACGAGAAGAGCGGACGUGGAAUGUGCCCCUUGCAGACCCGGCACGUUUUCUGAUCUUGAGUCUCCCGAGGCCGUCUGCACCCCCCACAGGAUCUGUAAAUCGGUGCUUGUCCCUGGAAACAGCUCCAGCAACACCAUUUGUCGCAAUUCAGGGGGGCACAUUGACCUCAGAACAACUUCUCUGCGCCUCACAACCACUACAAAGAGGCCAAUGCCACCAUGGCACGUUGGUACCAGGAACGCAACCCUCAGCGUCAAGAAGGAUCUAUUAGCAGACACUGGCCGGAUUGCUGGCAUGAUUGCUAUUCCGUUACUGCUCGGAGUCAUAAUUUGCUUCAUUGGUUUUAAAAAAAGUGGCCAAAACUGUGCUCCCCUGUGCAACAAGGAAAAACAGCCAUUCUCAUCUCCUGAAAAGCUCCCUAGCAAGUGGCCUCAGGAUCCCAGGGCCCUGGGGCAGGAGAAGGACAGUCUCUUGCAGAGGUCCAUCUCCAGCAGUCUGGACAGCCCACCCGGGUCCGAGAAAAGCAGCGAAACCUGCGACGGAUGCGCUUCCAAGGUGGAAGCGGACAGCGUCCAACAGAGAUCUCUGCCGCUAAAUGACAGGCCGUGCUACAGCAGAACGGACUCAAGGAUUUCUGGAAAUGGGAAAACCCACGUGAACGUAAGCUGUGUCGUCAGCAUCUGCAAUUCAGGCCAUGAUCCACGGUCCCCAGCCCUGAACGGCUCGGGCACUGGUGAGCCCAGUGACCAUGCGGACCUUCCCCUGUCGCAGGAAGAAACUGCAAUGAAAAGAGAAUCAGGAAGACAGACUGCAGUGGAAGUUGAGGACAGUAUGGACUUCUUUGAUUCCAGCGAGAGGAAGUCCCUUCCCUUAAGCAUCCAGGAUGCAGGCAUGAAGACUUCAUGAGAAGGGAGGACUGCCGGGGUGCCCCGGGCGGUUUUCCAGAAAGUGACUUUUGCUCUGCUACAGAAGCGACUCAAGAAAUUCCCUAAAAGACUAAAGCAAAAACAAAGCUUGUGAAGCAAAACCAAGACAUGCUUCUAAGGGAUGAUGAUUUUUACUCACCAUCCUGCUUCUUGUUUCAGGGGUGACAAAAGUGUGUGAUGUUCAGGGUGGACACUGAAUAGAUUGGGGAGGAUUUAGGGAUCUCUGAUGCAAACUGGGGG
Molecule: messenger RNA, 1706 nt
Organism: Python bivittatus (Burmese python)
Lineage: Eukaryota; Metazoa; Chordata; Lepidosauria; Squamata; Pythonidae
Source: RefSeq, a predicted model, not a curated record